Stegostoma tigrinum is the source of this 5417-nucleotide messenger RNA. It is a transcript of the gene pex5la, whose product is annotated as peroxisomal biogenesis factor 5-like a. The coding region runs from base 183 to 2003 and encodes 606 amino acids. Gene Ontology annotation, cellular component: cytosol; peroxisomal membrane. The transcript has 14 exons. Gene Ontology annotation, molecular function: protein binding. Gene Ontology annotation, biological process: protein import into peroxisome matrix, docking. The record is from RefSeq and is a predicted model, not a curated record. Lineage: Eukaryota; Metazoa; Chordata; Chondrichthyes; Orectolobiformes; Stegostomatidae.
GAGAGAGGGGCGGGUUCAAUCCCAGCGCCGGCCCCAGCAGUACGGACAUACAGCUCCAGUCACUUUCCCAGUCACCUUUGAAGAGAGAGCCUGUGAAAAAGCUCGAAACUGCACAUCAGCCCCGACUGCUUCCAGACAGACCGCAAGUGUGCAGCUCGUCUGCAGUAAAUAACCCAUUCAGGAUGUACCAGGGGCACAUGCAGGGGAAAGGCGCUAGGGCUGCAGAUAAGGGUGUUACCAUGGUGAUGAAGGAGAUACCGAGGGAGGAGUCUGGAGAAGGAAAACCCCUCCUCACUGUGACAUCACAGCUGGUAAAUGAACAACAGGAGAGUCGACCCCUUCUGAGCCCCUCGAUCGAUGAUUUCCUACUUGAAGCAAAAGCCGACAGAGUUUCACGUACACCAACAUCAAACACAGCAGUUUUGUCACCAGCUUUGGAUCUCUUGGACCUUACGGAGCCAGCUAUGACAAGCAGUAAUAAGACAAAGAAACCUGAUGUUGCAUCAAGAAAUGAAGCAGCUAAACCUGCUUCCUUUAGAAAAGAGCAAGAUGAUACUGAGCUAAUCAAAGUUGAAGUUGAACAAAAUAUUCAGAAUGUCAAAGCCUCACAUAGACCGUCCCUGGAUGCUGUCAGUAUGCCUCCACAUUUAGAGAAAUGGGAAGAAGUAAAUCUACAAAGUGCUAAAACCCCUGAGGAUCACUGGGUACCAGAAAGAAGACGUUCCAACAGGACUACUUCACAGGAGUUUUUAUGGUCUACAGAAAAUAGAAUCCCAUCUGAACUUGCGUCUGGUAAAAAUUCAUUGGAACUACGUUCAACUUCGACAGAUUUGGACCAAAUACAAACAGCACAGACUCAGAUGACCAAGGAACAACGCUGGGGAAGUGUGUUACUGACCCGGAACCACUCAACAGAGGAAGAAUUUGAAAGAGCAAAGGCAGCAGUUGAGUCUGACACAGAAUUCUGGGAUAAGAUGCAAGAUGAAUGGGAAGAAAUGGCACGUAGGAAUUGGAUUGCAGGAAGUGAACAGCCAGCGACAAAUACAAACAUCUCCCCACAUGAGAAGGGCUAUUAUUUUCACACCGACAAUCCCUUCAAAGACUGGCCCAAUGCAUUUGAGGAAGCUCUUAAAAAGCAGAAAGAAGGAGAUCUACCCAAUGCUGUAUUACUGUUAGAAUCAGCAAUUUUGCAAGACCCCUAUGAUGCAGAGGCAUGGCAGUACUUGGGUACCACACAAGCAGAUAAUGAAAAUGAACAAGCUGCCAUUGUUGCUCUCCAGAGAUGUCUAGAACUACAGCCUUGCAAUUUGAUUGCUCUGAUGGCAUUGGCAGUAAGCUUGACCAACAUAGGUCUGCAACAAGAAGCUAGUGAAGCUCUGAAAAACUGGAUUAGACAUAACCCCAAAUACAAAUAUCUAAUAAGAGGGAAAACUGGGUCUCCAGCCCUUGGGAGAAAAGAAUCUAAAGAAACAGAUGACAGUUCAUCCCUUGCAGAAGUGAAAGAUCUGUUUUUGAAAGCAGCCCAUCAGAAUUCUGAUGCAAUAGAUCCGGACCUGCAGACUGGAUUAGGUGUACUUUUUAACCUCAGUGGAGAAUACGACAAAGCUGUUGAGGCAUUCAAUGCUGCCCUAACAAUUCGACCACAGGAUUAUUUGUUGUGGAAUCGUCUUGGAGCUACAUUAGCAAAUGGAGACCGGAGUGAAGAAGCUGUUGAGGCUUAUCAAAGAGCUUUGGAAAUUCAACCUGGCUUUAUCCGCUCAAGAUACAAUCUGGGAAUCAGUUGCAUAAACCUGGGAGCCUACAGAGAAGCUGUCAGCAACUUCCUCACAGCAUUGAACUUACAAAGGAAGAGUCGAAGCACACAAUUCUGCCAUCAAUUCAUUUCAGGUAGCAUCUGGACAGCUGUCAGGAUAGCGCUUUCUCUGAUGGACCAACCUGAACUCUUUCAAGCAGCACAUGUGGGAGACCUUGAUACCUUAUUGAAAGCCUUUAAUAUGGACUGAUUUACAUUGAAUCGAACAUUUAAGGAUAUACAUGGUAGGGAUUUCCAUGUAAAUGUAAAGUUUGCUGUCUGUAUCAGGAUUUUUACAGUUAAGUUUAAUUCAGAAUUUUCAGGGGGAGUACUUGACCAUUCCUGAAUGUUAUCCAAUGGUUUUGCAGUCAUUUUCGUAAAACAGACAAAUUGGAUUUAAUCAAACUUCAAUCAAAAAUGUGUUAUUUGCAGUCAAUUAUUAUUUUAAGAUACAGUAUACUUUUUAGGUGAGAGAAUUUAAAAAGAUGUGACAAUUAUAACAAUGUUUCAUACAUUUGAUAAAGUGAGAUAAUGUUAUUUUUUUCCUCAAGUAGAAUGUAUAAGCAGUGCACAAGUCAGUAUGACUGUUUAGACUUAUCAUUGUAACUGUUUUCCCCCAAUUGGGAGUUGGGAAAUAAUGCACUUUAGUUAAAACAUUGAAUAUGAUCAGAACAUCUCCUCUCAAUAAAGGCUACAAUUUGAGGUAAAACUCAAUAUAGAAUGAAUGAAAGAAUCUAAAGAUCAAGUGAAAAUUUCAAAACUAAUUUACGUACAUGGUAUAAAUUUGAACAUUGAAGUCUAAGUCUUACCUGCACCCAAUUUACAGAACAGCAGCUCAGAUUUGUUACUGAAACAAACCAAAUAUUUACACAAUAAAUCUACCUAAGCUUUGUUGCAGAAAGUGGAAGUAAGCUGGACGGAAACACGUCAGUAAUUUGCAUGUCAUCCUUGCAGCACUAUUUAGAUCUUAUUUGUAUCAUUUCAGUUUUAGAAUAAGUUCAUGGAAAGAAAAUUUGAACAUCAAUUACAUUUUUAUUUGAUAGCAGUAAUUAAGACUGUCUUAUAUUACUGCACAAUUUUGACUUUUAUUAAAUAUCCCCUCUCACCAAACUUGUAUCUGAUUGCAUUUUUCGUCUUUGAUGUUGACAAGCCCACCUAUAUUCUAUGAAAAUUCUGAAAUGAUGAGACACAACUCCUGCUAGGGUGAAGAAAAAAAGGAUGGAAAGUGUUAGAUGCAUAGUAAAGUUAAUUAUGUUCCUUAAAGCAUACUGUUAUUUACAAAAAAGUAUAUUCAUUAAACUGUAAGGAAUAUAUUGUGCAUCAAAACAGUUCUGUUCAAUUCCACCAGGUCAUGCCCUUAUUAUAGAAUAUUUUUACUUCUGUCCAAAAGAUUGAAAACUAAUGAAUCUGUUUGAAUCUAUUUUCUCCUGUUUGGGUUAUUCCUGUUUGGCCACCCAAAAGGAUACUGUAUGUUAAAAGACAACUUUUUAAAGAUUAAGAUAGUCAAAUAAAUUUUCUAUUGAAUCCAGCCUAGAAUAGAACUAAAUAUGAAAACAAUUAAAUGUUCUAUUUCAUUUUAAUAAUUUUGUGAUUUUCAAUAGUGCACCUAUAAACUUACUUAUUUUUCAAUUUAUUUAUCAUCUUCAUAAUUUUGUGGUACUUUCAACGCAGCCACUGCAAAUUUUACAUAUUUUUGUACUGGGCUUAAAAUGGCACAGUAUUUAAACUAAGUAGAAACUGAAACCAAAAGUGUAUACCAGAAAUGCAGAACUGUCUGAUUUAAGCAGAAUGAGCUGCCAAAUCUGCAAUCAAGGAUUCAAAACUGAAUAUACCCUGAAGAUUUGGGUUUUAUUAUUCUAAAAAAAGCAUGCAAAAGGGAUCAGUCUAAUAUCAAUACAUUAUGAAGCAAGUUGUAUUCCAAAAACAAUUUCUUUGCCAGUAACAAGUUUUCUUUAGCAAUAUUGUGCCGUAGUAGAAUUAAAAUGCUGCAAUGCACUGAAUGAAUUUGGUCAUUAGGAGUAUGUAUUUAGUCCGCGCCAUUCAGAAAAUGUAUUUCCUAUAAAUAUAGGGACAGAAAAACACUGUUGUGGUUUUGGAUUACCUAACUAGCAUGCAAAAACCUCACCAUAUGAAAGACAAUUCUUCUUUCCUUCAUGUUCCAUAACUUUUAUUUUACAGAAGUUGCUUUUCCUUAAUAUGAUGUGGUUUACACCAUACUUGAUGUAAUCUGUUAAUGCAUGAGGUGAGGGGUAAGUAGCAAAUCAAUUAUUGAAUCGCAUGAAAUGCAUCUUGCAAGUGUACUAAAAAUCAGUGGGAAUUUCAGAUCUUUCAAAAUUACAAGCAGAGAUGUUUUAAUAGAUAUAAUAGUAUUCAUAUAUGCAUUUUCAUUGCUACUAAUUGAAAACUUGGCUUAGCUGAGAAAUCAAUGGUUUCUGGUGGAGAACUGUGUUACUUCCAAAUGUUUUCAACAUGACAAUGAACUUCAAGAAAUGCUGCAACGUUCACACACCAUUUUAACAAUAUAGAACAUACUUAAAAUACUGAAACUUGUUCUAGAGAGUAUUUCUACAAACUCAUAGAAUAGUCAAUGGGACUGAAUGUAACAUGAAUGUCAGUACAUUGUGAACACUUAUACACUUUGUCAUCUGCUGCUUUUAACACAUGAAACAACAUUAAUGCUAUGAAUAUCCAGUCUUCAAGCACUAUUAUUAUUGCUUUAGCUGCACAUUGAAAAUCGACUUUCAUUUUGAGUCAUCUAGCAAACACAGAUUAAAACUUUUUAAAAUUUUUGAGAAUUGCAACCAAAUGUAAUAAUUUAAUCUUAUAGAUAUUUUUAUUGGUAGGUCAACAUUAUUUCUGAUAAUUAUAAAUAAUGGCUCCAUUUGAAAAUAUACAUCUGCAUGAAUUUGUCAGAAGCAUCAAUGAUGACAUUAAAUGCAUGAAUUAUAAAGUAACAAUGCUCUAGGGUAUAGCUUGCUACCAGAGGGACAAAUAUUUCCUCACACAUGGUGUAGCAAAAGGAUUAACCUAUAUUUAGCAAAGUUUUUAAGACUUUGUUACACCUAAAGCACAAAGGAUAUCUUACCCCAUUUUUCAUUGUAAGUAAAUUCUGGUUUGCAUUAAUAAUACACACAUCUGUUUGUCUAUUUAUAAAUAUGUUUUGAUAACAUACAGAAACAAUUUAUGUAAACAUUUUUAGUUCUUAAAGCCAGGACCAUAACCACACACUAUUUUUCUCAAUGCCCUUAUAUUGUUUAAUAUGAAUUUAGUAGCAUGAUUAUGCUAGCAACAAUUGGUAACUUUUUUUCCGAAACAAUUCGUUUCCAUUUGGGAACUAUUUGUAAGAAAUGAACUGUCUAGUUCUGAGGGACUUUGACCCCAUUGUACAUUGAGUGAUGAAAUCACUAGAGUGUGAAACAACUUGCAGGUAAUACAAAUGAACAAAUACUUCUUGAGGCUUCAAACUGGCAUUUGCACAAAAUGAAGACUGCCAGUGUAGCAUGUGAGGAUUUCUGCUAUGUACAGAACAUGAUAAGUUAUCUAAAAUAAAGUCAAAUAUGCACAAGUUAUUUGCUGUUCAAAUUUUCUCAAUUAAAAUACUGCCUUUGAAAAAGGUAACUGCUUA